This is a messenger RNA of Morchella sextelata, 1734 nucleotides long. RefSeq lists its product as uncharacterized. NCBI's taxonomy places the organism in Eukaryota, Fungi, Ascomycota, Pezizomycetes, Pezizales, Morchellaceae. The record is from RefSeq and is a predicted model, not a curated record. Gene Ontology annotation, molecular function: N,N-dimethylaniline monooxygenase activity; NADP binding; flavin adenine dinucleotide binding. The transcript is spliced from 5 exons. Bases 1 to 1734 code for a protein of 577 amino acids.
AUGGCACCGACGAAAGUGAUAAUUGUUGGCGCAGGCUGGUUUGGAUUGGUCACAGCAAAGACCUAUCUCGAAGUCGACCCCACAGUUGAGCUCACAAUCUUUGAGCGCGCCAGCGCCGUCGGUGGCCCCUGGAGCCGCGAUAGAAUCUACCCAGGCCUUACCGCUCAGCAGCCCUUUGGCGUACUCGAAUACUCUGACCUCCCUCUUGAGACUCCACUGGGCAUGUCAUCUGAUGCCUUCAUACCCGCAGAGAUGUUGUGCACCUACAUGGAAGACUACGCACGAAAGUUCAAGUUACUUGACCGCAUUAAAUUGUCCCAUGAGAUACAGGCAAUCGACAGGGCCCACAACAAUUCUGGGUGGAGUGUAGAGUAUCAAGGCCCCAAUGAUAGAGGGAUAGCUUAUUGUGAUAAGUUGAUCCUGGCAACGGGGACAACAUCCCAGCCUUUCGUUCCAGACUUAGAGGACACUGGAUUUACUGGCCUGAAAUUCCAUUCACAGAGUCUAGGCGCCGAACUGGAGCGCCUCGCUGCACCUGAGGUAGAGCGUGUUCUAGUAUAUGGUGGUGGUAAGUCAGCGCUGGAUGUAGUGAGCACUUGUGUAAAUCUGGGUAAGCAUGUGUAUUGGGUUAUUAGGAAAGACGGGUCUGGUGCCCCGUCGCUGAAGCCGAGCCAUUUAUUUGGUCAGAAUACAGAUACUUUCAUCGGAAGCCGAUAUGCGUCAAAGUGGCACCCUAACGUAUUUGCUCGUAAGGGGUGGUGGUAUUGGUUUUUACAUAGUGGGAAGAGUAGAUUUGGGUACUGGCUGCAGUGGGCGUAUUGGGGACUGGUAUCUUCAAUUAUGAAUAGUCAAUGGGGGUAUGAGAAAAGUCGUAAUCUGAAGAUGCUUAAGCCAGAUGUGCUAGAUCGAAGUAUCUUUUGGGAAAAUACACAUUCGUGUAUAGUAACUAAGCCAGAGAUUCUAGAUGUUCUCCACAAAGGCGAGAAAGUCACAGUCUACAGGGCAGGAAUUGAGUCGCUUUCAGGGCAGUCAAAGGUGACAUUGACAGACGGCACUGAAGUCGAGGUAGACGCCCUCAUUUUCGCUACAGGCUGGAACACCAUAGUGCAGGAUCCCUCCCGCUCUGAUUCUAUAUCCCCCGGAUGUUUGCGAGUUUUAUCCGCCGCUCACCUCGGCCUUCCAUAUCCCAAAGAUUACUACCCCAAGGAACUUAGUCAGAAGUGGAGGAGUUUGGAUCACGAAGCAGAGCUUAGGGUUAGUGAGCUAUUCCCGCGACUAGCAUCACCGCCACCCUCUUAUAGGGUCCCAGAUAUACCACACACCCCGUUUCGCCUCUACAACUGUAUCCUCCCAACUGCGCUCUACAAAAGUAAUGAUAGAUCAUUUGUUUUUGUCGGUGCUAUCGGGACGGGGUAUACGGCCAUUAUAUCCGAAGUCCAUGCAUUGUGGGCUGUGGCUUGGAUGACGGGGAAGUUGGAAUUGAAAAUCUCAGCGAAGGAAAUGGAGAAAGAGGUGGCAUUACUAGAUAUAUGGAUAAAAAAACGGUACCUGACAGCUGGAGAGAAGAUCCCAUAUAUAUUGUAUGACUUCUUGCCCAUGAUUGAUAUUAUGCUGAAGGAGUUAUCCUUAAAGAGUAACAGGAAGAAGGGUUUUUUGAGAGAAUUUUUUGGGCUUUAUCGUCCAAUCGACUAUAAAGGUUUGGUUGAGGAAUGGAAGGCAAUUCAUGGUGUUUGA